This is a messenger RNA of Metarhizium robertsii ARSEF 23, 1170 nucleotides long. Its product is annotated as pep1-1. The record is from RefSeq and is a predicted model, not a curated record. The transcript has a single exon. The coding region runs from base 1 to 1170 and encodes 389 amino acids. NCBI's taxonomy places the organism in Eukaryota, Fungi, Ascomycota, Sordariomycetes, Hypocreales, Clavicipitaceae.
AUGUUCCCCGAGGAGAAGAUUCGAAAUGAAGUCGCCACGAUACGCUACAUCCAGGACCACACCGCCAUUCCCGUUCCUUUUAUCCUCCACUGGGGGACGAGAGAAGAGAGUCCCCUCGGCAUAGGGCCAUUCAUAAUCAUGGACUACAUCAACCACGAAAUGAAUAUGACGGCGGCCCUCAACACGCCGGGACUCACGCUUGAUAUACCGCCCGUUCUGUACCCCAACAUUGACGAAGCGAAGCUCGAAAUGCUCUAUCGCCAGGUCGCAAGUAUCCUCCUUCAGCUGUCCAAGUUGGAGCUUCCUUUAAUCGGAGCGCUAGAAGAGACGCACGAACGGUCAUGGGAGGUGACGCGGCGCCCGCUAUCAAUGCCCAUGAACGAGUUGGUCAGGACAGGAACGUUCCCACGAGCAAAACUACCCACGUCCACAUUCAAGACCUCAUCGGAGUACUUCCAAGCCCUUGCAAAUCUCCACGUUGACCAUCUAGCGAACCAAAGAAACGAUGCAAUCGAGUCCAGGGCCGACUGUCAGCGCAAAUAUACAGCGAGACAGCUCUUCCAGAAGCUCGCUUAUGAAAGGAAACUUGUGUCAGACCGCUACGACAAAGGACCAUUCAAGUUCUGGUGCGACGACCUCCGGCCAUCCAACAUACUCCUCGACGCCAACUUACAAAUUGUCGCCGUGAUUGACUGGGAGUUUUCGUACGCGGCCCCCAGCGAAUUCACCUUUGCUCCUCCCUGGUGGCUGCUCAUCGAACAGCCAGAGUACUGGGAAAAGGGCCUAGAUGACUGGGUACAGCAAUACGAGCGCCGCCUCACCACGUUCUUAAAGGCCAUGGGCGACUGUGAAGACGCCUCCAUUGCCGCUGGGCAGCUGCUCGAGGAGCAGCGGCUUUCUGGCAAGAUGCGCGAGAGCUGGGCGAGCGGUGACUUCUGGACAGUCUAUGCGGCUCGGAGGAAUUUUGCCUUUGACGGCGUCUUUUGGGAGAAGUUGGACCCGCGGUUUUUUGGGAGGGGUGAAGGCGCUUCCGGGCCUGGAGAUGCUUGGAUGGAGAGGCUGGAGCUGCUUGAUGAGAAGGCCAGGGCCGCUAUGGAGGCUUUUGUGGACAGGAAGGUGGCGGAGAGUGAGACGAGGGAAUUGGCCUGGGAGCCGGACGAGGUGUUAUAA